GCCCGAGCUCUCAAACCGGUGGGGAGCCCGCGGGGCGGAGGAUGGAGUAGCGGGGCGAGGCGCCGCGGGAGCAGAUAGCGCGGGGAGCGCCGGCUGCGCCCGGCAGCGCGGAGGCGAGGGCAGGGCAGGGAGGCGGGGGCCAUGCACGGCGGGAUAACGCGCUAGGGGCAGGAGGCGGGUGGUCGCCCGGAGACUCCGCACCUCGGGAGUGACGUCCUGCUGCAGUGCCGCUGCCUGCCUACGCUGCCCGAGCUCGUCAAUGGAGCUGGAAAACAUCGUUGCCAACACCGUCUUGCUGAAAGCCAGGGAAGCUCCUGUGGCUCCUCAUAUUGCGCAGAAUAUAUAAACUUUGAAAGAAUGUGUUACAAAACUAUCCAGGGGGUGGAGGGAAACGCAAAGGCAAAAGCAAAAAGUGGAAGGAAAUCUUGAAAUUCCCUCACAUUAGCCAGUGUGAAGAUCUUCGAAGAACAAUAGAGCCUGGGAAAGCAGAUGGACCCUACAGGAUGACCUGGAGGUCACGAAAUCCAGGAUGUUAGAGCUGAAGUGGGGAAGCGCAUUCCAGAGGAGACAACCCUUCCACCAGGAGUGUUUGCAGCUCAGGCUGCUCUCCAGCCCACACCGCUGAGCUGAUACCAAGCUCUUCAAGUGAUUGCAAGUGACAUGGCCUGGGGCACGGAGACAGCAGCUGUCUGGUAUUUGGGUUGUUAUGGUUCGGGGUUUUCCACUCAAGCUGGAACUCAACUGCUAGCAAAUGACGGUCACGGGGACCCUGUGCAGACAGAGCACCCGGGAAGGAAAAUCCAUUGAAAAGCAUCAUGCUGCUCUCUUUCAUUUGAAAGGGAGACAGCAUGUGGGAAGCCGGCAGAGGCAUGAAUCACUGGAGAGAGGUCCAUAUUCAAAUGUCAAGCCCACAUUUUUCUCAUCAGUCAGAAGGAGAAAACCACUUGGCAAAUCCAACCCAGCCCUGAACCCGAGUGACAAAACUGCCCCUUCAGUUUGGCCUCUCAUAAAUGCUGGCUUUCUCAGUAUGUUUAGAGAGAGAUUACUGCAGCAUAUGCGAAAAGCAGCCGAUCGGAAGGCUUCUCUUUCGGCAGUUCUGUGAAACUCGACCGGAGCUUGAGUGCUGCAUUAGGUUCCUUGACUCGGUGGCAGAAUAUGAAAUUGCUCCAGAUGAAAAGCUGGGAGAGAAAGGAAAGGAAAUCAUGAUGAAAUACCUCACCCCAGAGUCUCCAGCCUGCGUUCCUGAAGUCAGUCAAGACCUUAUCCAGCAGACAGGGGAGAAACUCGAAAACAGUCCCUGCAAAGAGCUGUUCUCUCACUGCACAAAAUCUGUCCUUGACCACCUCAGUGGGGAACCAUUCCAAGAAUACCUAAACAGCAUGUACUUCGACAGGUUUCUCCAGUGGAAGUGGUUGGAAAGGCAACCAGUAACGAAAAACACAUUUCGGCAGUACAGGGUGCUGGGGAAAGGUGGCUUUGGGGAGGUCUGCGCUUGCCAAGUCCGAGCGACAGGGAAGAUGUACGCCUGCAAGAGAUUAGAGAAGAAGAGAAUAAAAAAGAGGAAAGGCGAAUCCAUGGCACUAAAUGAAAAGCAGAUUUUAGAAAAAGUCAAUAGUCAGUUUGUAGUCAAUUUAGCCUAUGCCUAUGAAACAAAGGAUGCACUGUGUUUAGUUCUGACCAUAAUGAAUGGAGGUGACCUGAAGUUUCACAUCUACAACAUGGGGAACCCAGGCUUUGAGGAGGAAAGAGCUUUGUUUUAUGCAGCAGAGAUUCUUUGUGGCCUAGAAGACCUACACAGAGAAAAUACAGUGUACAGAGAUUUGAAGCCAGAAAAUAUCCUGCUAGAUGAUUAUGGCCAUAUUAGAAUAUCCGAUUUGGGUCUAGCUGUUAAAAUCCCUGAGGGUGAAUCCAUCCGUGGAAGAGUAGGAACAGUAGGCUAUAUGGCUCCAGAAGUGUUGAACAACCAGAGAUACACACUCAGCCCUGACUACUGGGGGCUAGGCUGUCUCAUUUAUGAAAUGAUUGCUGGGCAAUCACCAUUUCGUGGAAGGAAAGAGAAGGUCAAGAGGGAAGAAGUGGACAGAAGAGUGCUGGAGACAGAAGAAGUGUACUCCCAUAAGUUUUCUGAGGAGGCCAAGUCCAUCUGUAAAAUGCUCCUCACCAAAGACGUGAAGCAGCGGCUGGGGUGUCAAGGGGAAGGUGCAACAGAAGUGAAGAGGCACCCUUUUUUCAAGAGCAUGAAUUUCAAGCGGUUAGAAGCAGGAAUGCUGGAUCCUCCCUUUGUCCCUGAUCCCAGAGCAGUAUACUGCAAGGAUGUGUUAGACAUCGAACAAUUCUCCACAGUGAAAGGAGUUAACCUGGACCAAACAGAUGAUGAUUUCUAUUCCAAGUUUUCCACAGGAUCAGUGUCUAUUCCAUGGCAAAAUGAGAUGAUAGAAACAGAGUGUUUCAAAGAACUGAAUGUAUUUGGACCAAAUGGUACUAUUUCACCAGAUCUAAACAAAAGCUACCCCCCAGAGCCACCCAAGAAAGGAUUGCUACAGAGAAUAUUUAAACGACAGCAUCAGAACAAUUCAAAGAGUUCUCCAAAUUCAAAGGCCAAUUUAAAUCACCACAUAAAUUCAAAUCACGUAAGUUCAAACUCCACUGGAAGCAGCUAGUUCCAGCUCAGUUUUAUGAAACAACAUGUUGCAUCCUUCCACUAUAAUCUAUGGAGCUUCUAUGGAUGAGAGAGCCUCCACCGUUGAGUGAAAAAAAAAAAAAAGGAUCUCCCGAAAUGGAGAUUUUCUAUCCAUUCCUUCCAGUGGAGCCUCGCAUUUUAAGAAGAAUUUUCCACUCAGGUCUGUUUUUGGAGGUGGCACUCAAGACUGUGUGAAUCAAAUUUGUCUAUUUAGAACAUUGCAAUAGAAAUUCAAUGAACAUGACUACUUGCACGUAUUUAAAUAGCAUCAUACUAGAACUGAAUUUUGUCUUUAUUAUUUUUAAAGAAAAGUUUUGUAAAUUUCUCUAUUGUCUCAGUUUACAUUUUGUACAUUUGUAUUUAAAUGAAAGUCAGACUUUGGAGGUGUAUAUUUUCCAAGCAGCAGCUGUAAAGCCAUGUGUUUUAAGACAUUUUUUUAAAAGGAAAAAAAUGUGACUCAAGACUUCCAGAGCCUCAAAUGAGAAAUCAUUCUUUUUAGUAAUUCUAGAAAAUUAUUCAUAAAUCACUUUAUCAGACUGGGUUUUACUGACAUGCAUUUUUAUGAAACAGUUUAUUCUUAAUUAUUUUACAUCUGUAUAUUUGGUUUACAGCAACACUGCAUACAUUUCUCCUCUUCAUUAGUUUGUAGUGUCUCGCAUUGAAUGCUAAAAGACAAGAUUUUGAUGCAUUCAAGAAUGCUACUUGCUCUGCCUAAGGUUCGUGAUGCCAUGGGACCAGCGCAGCUGAGAUUUGCACUUACUUACCUUGUUAGCUCAUCAAAAAGUUCUUAGAAAGGGAACCCUGUUUUAAGCCCUUCUCCUUCACUAGUUUUGUGCUGUUUCUAAUGACAGAAAGAACAAAGCUGAGUGAGAGGUGACCAGGACAGCAAAUGGCCAUGUUUUUGAAGGACUUGAAACCUGCACCUGCUGAAAUGAAAGCAAAACUCGAACUGUUCUCUAUGCUGCAUCAGAAGUCCAAGGCUUUUCCACAGUUGCUCAUAUCAAAUGGGUAGCAAGAGAGAAAUCCAUUAGACUGGUUUGUGCUGACUGUAAGAUUCAUGACAGCUUUCUAAAGCUGAGCUGUGGAGGUUCAGAGUGGCAUCUGAGGUGCUUUUGAGCAGUAGCAGAACCUAUAGGUUGUGUCUGCGCUUAGAGUACUUGCACGUGUCAUGCCAAACACUCCAUGAUUCAUCCCCUCAAUUGAACCAAAUGUCAGUUAUGAAAUAAUACCUCCCACUUUUGGUUCCAUCAUUCUUUGUCCAGGAUCCUUUAACCGUUGAUAAAAACGUUGUUCCCACCAGUAUAAACAGAAUCGUUCAGGUUCGGUAGCAGUACCUCAAGAGUCAGAGUCAUGCUCUUCUCAAGUAUGCCACUAUCAAUUACUAUUAAGAACACCAGAUCAAAAAUAUGGUUACUUCCCUUCAACAGAAUUUGGAAAGCCUUUGUCCCCCCAAGUGCAGACAGGAUCUCUAUAGCUCAACAUGUUGGUUCACCAUGCCCUUUACGGUGUCCGCUGGAGUAUACUGAUGAUUCUGCACCUUUGGGCCAUCAGGAAUACCUGAAGGUCAGCGUGGCGUGACUAAAACCCUGUUAGAGUGUAGUGCAGUUAUCCCAGGGUACAAGGAAAACCUGUUCCAGUCGAAGUCUUAAUAGCCAAAAUUCAUUAGGUUAUCACAUAUAUGUUCUAUCUGUCCGAUGCAGAAGGGUGAAAAGAUGCAGGUCAGUAGUAGCAAAUGUCUGAGUAAGAAAGACAGGGGAAUUGCAUACUAAAACAGCUUGAGAUCAUGAGGGAGAGAGACAGAACAGGGAUAGGAUUUGCACAAAGCAGCUGACAGGGAAAAGUCAAGAAGAGGAGAUGAGGCUUUGGUGCCUUUAGCGGGAGUAAAGUACGUAAAGAUGCAAGUCCACAUCAUUUCAAAAGCCUCCAGUUUUCCUGGUCAUUAGUAGACAUGUAGUGAAACUGUGUAAAGUGUAACGUAAUAUCACCUAGAAGUUGUUCCUCUUUUUCCUGCAGAUCAGUGUGGUCCAGAAAUUCCUUUCCCCUGUAUUGGUGGUCAGGGAGAGCUUCAGCCACUCUCCCAUGUCAGAUGAUGGCAUUGCAGAUCUUAUGGAAGAUACAAGAUUUUAGAAAGACAGUAAUAGAUGAGAUUUUUGAGUAAUUUUCUCUCUGUGUUUCUGCUAUAAACUAAAUCUAUAAUGGUUUCAGCUUCCUGAUAGGAGGGGAAUGAAAUAUUGCAGAGGUGAAAGCCACUAUGCACAGAUAGGGCUAUUGCCUCCAGGUCUGUUCUCAUGGCCUGACGUAAAGUCAACAGGAAUCUGAUCAGUCACUUGAGCACACUCUGGAUGAAGACUUGCUCUGGGAGGUUUUCACAGACCUUCUUCAAUGACAUGUGGGAUUUCACCUGCUUUCAAGAAAUAUAGGUGAGAAGUGGAGGACCAGAUCUUAGCCAGACAACUGAGUGUAUCAGUGUACCCCAGAUGAGACAAGACACACAUCUUAGUUCUUAGAGAGCUGCAGGUGGUGUGCAAUUCCAAUUUGGUUCUGUCACUCUAAGACAUCUUCUAACAGCAUUGUAUACAACAUUUUUGUGUACCCUCAGUUGAUUUCAGCCUCUACACUGAUGCUAGGGGAAGAGGGUGCUGGAUGCAGGGUAGAGUGAAAGGCUAAGCUCUUUUUACCACUACUGCCAUUGCAUCACUUUGCAGCAACAGACAAGCAUAUUCCCCCAUCAGAAAAACGUGGCUGAUAAUAUCUACCUACUGCCAUGAAGAAGGAAAAAAGGUGGUUGGGGGAAGGCUUAGCCCAUAAAUAUUUCAUUGGAUAAAUCUGAUAAAACUGCAGCUGUUGUCCCAAGGGCUUCAUCUCCUACAUGUUAUGGCAUAUGAAGACUAAAGUUUCCUUUUUUACCAUCUCCCACUUGGGAGAUAGAAUCUUAAUAACAACAAACCCUUUACUGAAAGCAGGUGAACAAAUUGCAAAUAUAGAUUAUAGAUGCUAUCAGCCUUAACUAGUGGUGGAUGACUUUUUUAUGACAAUAGUGAAUGACAGUUACGUACGUGCCUUCUCCUGCUCUCCUUUCAGCUGGGGCAGUUCCUUGGGCAAGCACCUCUAGGACCCUAGCAGUGGAGACACACGAUCGGUGCAAAGUCCUCGAAUGACAAGAGCUGUUUUCAUUGAGUCCUGAUACUUGAAGGAUAGAGGCAGAUAUCCUGAAUCCUCAGGAUGUUAUGGAGGAAGGAUGCUUAUGUGCACCUGAAGCAUCAAGCCUGGGAUGCAGUCCCUCUGGAUCCCAGCUCCUUGGGAGCAGUCAGUGGGUGAGGGGAGAGACAGAAAACAAUACCAGCUGAGGGAUAUUUCAUGCCACAUCCCUAAAGUGUUGCUAUCCUGUCUGACAAACUUUACACAGUAUUAUGAUGCUGGGACAGCAGAACUGUUGUGCUCUUUCAGUACCCAAGCCCUGAAAAGAUCCAAUCAAUAUUAUACAUCACUAGUGAUAAUGAACAGUCCUAGAAAUCUUCUAGUCAGGGUUUGCCUACAACAACAAAACCUGUAGGAUUUUCUUUUUUAUUGCUUCUUUCUUUUUUUAUUAUUAUUUUAUUAUUCAGCUCACCUUGCACUCAAGACCGGAGUAGGACCACAGUCCUCCCACUUCCACUGGUGACCAGGUGCAACCUGAGCCCAUAACUCAAGGCUGAAGCCCUGCCCAGGCAGUGCCCCACACAGCCAGGCUUCCAUGGACACUUGGCAUCUGGCUUUGGGGAGGCAAAUUUAAAAAAACACUGGGAACCAUGGAUGUUCAGGAACUCUGGAAAAAAAAGAUUUCAUUAUACAAUGAUAUACUUGGAGAGUAUUUGCAAUGACAUUUUUAGUAUUAUGAUUCCAAGUGAACUGUUUUUGAGGUGCUCUUGCACGUAACAAAGGAGCAGAAAGUAGUUCUUUAAUAGCUUUCCAGACUGAUUAAUUUUCUGUAUCUCCUUUCCAAUUACCAUAGGAUUUCUUUCCAAAAAAUGCAUACGUUCAGAUCUCGUUGCUUGUUUUAAAUAGACAGAUGAGCAAACUUGAUUUUUAAGAAUCAGAAAUCUGAUCCUGAAUUAUGUAAGAUUUUUUUUUGUUUUUAAACCUUCACUGAGUGGUCUGAUGUACACUACUUAGUUUGCAGGCUUUUAUGAUUCAGAUGUUUACUAUUCAUUUUCUACAGUGUCUCAAGGUUCACUUAAAUCUUGUAGCAUUUUUCCCACUCUCUAGUUGGAUGAGAGGCUUUUUUAAACAAAGGGAUAAUGAAGGGAAAAAAAUAACAAAUAAUAAACUCUUACAUGUGCACUCUUGUCCUGGAGUAUCUAGAACCAGAUUUUUUACAAGAAUGGCCAUGACUCAGAUGUUGUUUCUGAACAAAAACCUGCUUGUGAAGCUUGGAAAGGUGUGAAAAUAACCAAACCUAACAGGCUCUGGAGAUCAAACUGAGCAUUAGGGAGCGGCAGAAUUCCAUACACAGCAUUCAUCUGGCCCUACUGGUGAGGGAUGCCUGGUAACUGGCAGGUCAGAAACAAUACCAGCCACCUGUAAAAACAGUGUGAUACCAUCUCAAUUUGCAGUCAUCCCCUCCCCCAGAAACUAAAGCUAAGAGCACCAUCAGCAGCAGGGAAUCAAACUCAGCCGACCCAGUAAAGCGUCUGAUUCAAAGACAUUGAUUCUUCUGUGUCGUUCAACCAGACCUCAGGAUCCAGCUUGAAUUCUUUGCUUCAGCUGUCGAAGCCUUGCAUUGCAAAUCCAGUGGCUCUUGACCUUUUUCAGCAGAGAUGCCUCAGGUAAAAAGAAAACCAGGAAACAUGUCUAAUGCCAACAGAACCAUGGGCAGGGCAAGGGAGACGGACAAGCUGUGAGCUCUGGAGGGCAGUGUGAAAACUGUCGUAGCGUGUGUACCUUCAGCAAGUGUCCCAUGGCAGUUCUUACCACACAUUGCUGCACAUUCUUCCGUCAUCGUUCAUUGUAUGUUGCUCACAGGUUUUGAGUAACUUGAAAACUGCACACACAAAGUCACAUUAAGCAUCGGCUCUGGCCCGUGGCUCGGACAUCAUCUCUGUGAGGGUCAGAGGGAACAGUUUGAUGAGGCAAGUAGAUGUUCACUCGGCCUGCAUGGACAGCCACCACACAGGUCUCUGUUCCCACGUGUCUGAGCUUCAGUCAGGAGUUCCCUACGCAGGCUUUUCUGGAAGAGCAAUAAAUGCACACCCUGAUAGCACAGCUGACUCUCACGGACACCCAUGGAGCAGGUGGCUGCAGGACCUGACUUCAUUGUGGACAAGAUACUGGUGUUUUAACCUCUGCUCCACAGUUAGUUGUGAUUAUUUUUUUUUUAAUUGUAUUUGUAAUACUUGCUUGUUAAGUCUCUCAGUGCAGAGGAGGUCAUUCAUCAGGCAUUUCUAGGCAUUUCCCAUAUAAUAUUUGAAAAGACUGGACUUUUCUUUGAAAGAACAUCCUUGGGUUAGUCUGCCCCUUGGGAUGUAUGCCGUCUUCCUUCAUGUGUGUAGCAUGAAGCACGAAGUUGUCUGUAGGAGCUCUAUAAGUCCAGACUGAAAGGCUUUCCCACCCAGGGAUGGCCCGUCUGUCUCUGGCUGCAGGGACCGACAUUUGGCAGUGAAAUUUGGGAGAAUCGGACUCUUCAGUGGCUCCACAGAAAACAAAGAUUCUAGAAUUGUCUUAUCUCAAGCCUUUCACAGAUAUGACCUGCAAUUUAAAAUGCUACUAAUUAUUUAGAGUAAGAAUAAUAAUAACUAACACCCUCGUGCUAGAGCUGAGAGGAGGUCUGCAUAAGUUUAAAACAAUUCUUCUCUUUUGUGUGCUGGGCGGAACACAGUCUCUUUUAUGAUAAAUAAUACUGCGAUGCAGGCUGGUAAUAACUUUCUUCCUUAACUGCAAAAAGAAAAGAGAAAGAAAUCGGUUCAGAGAAUUUUGCAAAUUAUUUCCUUUAGGGAAACCACCAAAGAAGGUGAAAGCCAACAUGCUACAGUACUAAACACUUACCUCCCCCAAACAUCUCCGCAAUAAUACAAAUAAAAGCUGCUGCAGUUGGAUCAGCAAAGCUAGUGUACUGACAAAUGGGCUUUGUGACAGAAACACGUUUAAACAGAGUACUGCCUAUUCACUAAAAUGAGUAUUACUGAUGGCACAUAUGUAUUCUCCUUGGUUUAUUUACUGGAGCCAGAAGCCGUGGUUUGUAUUCAUAUUCUGCCCAUGUUUUUCUUCACUGACCUGGGCAAACCUCUGUGCAAUUUUGUUUUCCCAUUCUGAAACGUGGAGGAAUGCUCUCUGUCUAUCAAUAGGAAGCACUGUGGAGUCUGUGCACAGAACAGAUCAAUAACAACUCUUUGUAUUACUAUUUAAGUGAAAUAGGCUUAAUAUAGCUGCUUUUAUUGAAUUAGGGCUCUUUUUUAUUAUUGUUUUUUUCUUAGUUCCUUAGAAAUAUUGAAGGAGAAUGCACUGCGCUUCUGUAAGACAUCUCCAACAGAAGAUGAGAUGACAGUGCAAAUGUUAAAGCACUCAUUUCUUAUUUAAGAGCUAGCUAGUAAUUAUGGCAUUCACACAAACACUUCCUCUUAUUUUGUAUUGGAAAUAAAUAGUUAUGAGGAAGGGACAAAAUAACAUUCAUUGGUUCAACUUUUUUGGCCAAGCUUGCAAAUGCAUCCCUAGAUACCAAUUAAGUGAGAUGCUGUGUGAAGUCACAAAGAUGCAUCCGUGGCAAACAUUGGGUCACCUCACCGCCCAGCUGUGGAAACAAAAGAGGCAACCACAUGCCUGGGAUCAGCAGGCUCCAAAGGGGAAUUCCAGGUUUUCUGGAGAAUCAGCGGUCCUGUAGAGAAGUUUCACUCCCAGAGAAGAAACAUUUCAGGCAGUGGCUGGAUGACAGAUGUGUUUUCCUUUCUCAUCACCCCACAUGCAGCUGUUUGUUAGAUACGUUUAUCGGCAAGCUCAAACGAGUUAUGUUUCAUGUGUAUUGAAUGCGGUCUCCCUCAAUUGCAUUUCUGUUAAACACUGGACACUCUUCUAAAAGACUUAACAUUUUAGCCUUUUGAAGGUGAAAGUUGUAAAAACUUUAUUUUGUGUUUCUGAAAAUGUAGAUAGACCUAAAGAUUUCAUGAAUUAUCAUGUGGUUGCCCAUAUCUGACUAAUAAUUAAAUUGUAAAAUUGCAGUUUCAUAUUAGGGUUAGUCUUUUCACCUGCUUUAAAACUAAAAAUCAUAUUUGGUAUAUAAACAGACACAGAAUAUCCUUCUGAUUGAAUUUCAAGAGCAUAUCCAGAACUAAAUGUUUUUAAGCACUUCUAAUACUGUAGUCUAUAAGAGGAGCAGACACUCUUAAAGCAAUGUUAAAAGUUGUCUUUCAUAACUGAGUCAACAGAUCAUUUUUGUAAUAAAUUAAAGCAAGUAUUCUCAAUUAGAAGAGCUAGUGGCUGUUGGUAUUGUACAAAAAAAAAAAAAAAAAUCAUUCUAGUAUCCAGAGGGUUAGGGGUGGGGAGGGUCUGUUUGGUUUUGUUUCUCUUUCCAGGGAGAUCUUUAACAUUGUUUGAUGAAGCUAGUUUCAUUUUGAGAUUGUUACUGAAGAUAAAGGCUUCUGUGUUCUAUGGCUGCUUGGAUUCUUCGUACAUAAUGUCCUAGUAAUGUCACAGUGCUGCUGUAUCUAGAUCAAACCACUGUUUUAAUUGUUUUUUUGGCUUUGUUUUUUUUUAAUAAAUUCCUUAAUUUAAAUACA
Molecule: messenger RNA, 10425 nt
Organism: Falco peregrinus (peregrine falcon)
Lineage: Eukaryota; Metazoa; Chordata; Aves; Falconiformes; Falconidae
Gene: GRK5
Product: G protein-coupled receptor kinase 5
Exons: 18
Coding region: 1011-2660 (549 amino acids)
Biological process (GO): regulation of signal transduction; signal transduction; protein phosphorylation
Cellular component (GO): cytoplasm
Molecular function (GO): ATP binding; G protein-coupled receptor kinase activity
Source: RefSeq, a predicted model, not a curated record